Molecule: messenger RNA, 429 nt
Organism: Microthlaspi erraticum
Lineage: Eukaryota; Viridiplantae; Streptophyta; Magnoliopsida; Brassicales; Brassicaceae
Source: the annotation of a GenBank genome assembly
AUGAGAGAGCCACGAAAGAACACUAAUUUUCGCCUCAAACUUCACUCAUUAAAUGCCAACUUCCCUUUUAUGACCGUUGAUGCUCUCACCGGAGUNUACACUACUAAGUGGAUCGAUGAGGUUAGAACAGAGCGUGGUAGUGAUGUCAUAGUUGUGCUUGUGGGAAAUAAAACCGACCUUGUGGACAAAAGGCAAGUGUCAAUAGAGGAAGCAGAAGCCAAGGCUCGUGAGCUUAAUGUCAUGUUUAUCGAAACCAGUGCCAAAGCCGGUUUCAACAUUAAGGCGCUCUUCCGGAAGAUAGCAGCAGCUUUGCCAGGAAUGGAAACAUUGUCGUCGACAAAGCAAGAGGAUAUGGUUGAUGUCAAUCUCAAGUCUUCCAAUGCAAAUGCAUCUUUGGCUCAGCAGCAAGCAGGAGGAUGCUCUUGUUAA